Molecule: messenger RNA, 1761 nt
Organism: Mesorhabditis spiculigera
Lineage: Eukaryota; Metazoa; Nematoda; Chromadorea; Rhabditida; Rhabditidae
Source: the annotation of a GenBank genome assembly
AUGCUAAUUAAGACCACAAUAUUUUCUGUUAUAUUUUUAACCUAUUUUCACCCAUCUCAGUCUGCAAAUAUCGUCCAUUAUGGCAAAGGAGAACGGGUAGACGUCUACGUAAAUAAAGUGGGCCCGUAUGCAAAUCCGCACGAAACUUAUCACUAUUACAGUCUACCGAUUUGCAGACCGGAUCGGAUAAUCCACAAGUCCCUCUCCCUCGGCCAAGUUCUCGAGGGUGAUCGAAUGGCAGAAAGUCACUAUUUAUUCAAAUUUGCUGACGACCAGGAAAUGGGAUCCCUAUGUGGCGAACGUACCUUAAGCCUAUUGGAUACGCAGCGACUGGUUGCAGCUAUAGAAGAGGAGUAUUUCUUCGAAAUUAUAAUAGAUGAUCUUCGAAUCCGAAAUUUCCUCGGGUUUGUCGAGGAAUCGAAACAAGUCUUCCCGCAUGUCCAUCGCGUGUUUGUAUAUACGGAAUACCCAUUUAUCGUUGAGUAUAAUGGGGAUACGAUCAUCAGCAUUAACUUGACGAUGAACGCCCAAAGUGCUAAAGAAGUGGAUUUUGAAAGAGAGCUGACGAUCGAUUUUCGAUAUGCUAUUAAGUGGAUAAGCGUUGAUAAACCUGUUGAUAAACGACCCUCCGAUGGGCAGCUCCUAUUUUCCGCCCGAUCUAUGCAAGUUCACUGGCUAUCAGUCAUCAACGCGUUACUACUUGUGAUAUUAUUGAUCAUUGGAGUCACCCUAAUUUUGUUUUCUGCUGUCCGAAGAGACCUAAUGAACUAUAAUGAAAUCGAGGACACUGAUAUUUUGAUGGAAAAUGGGUGGAAGACCGUGUUUUUGGAUGUUUUUCGCAAGCCGAAAUAUCCAAUGUUGCUGUCGGCUGUGCUAGGUGUCGGAACUCAAUUUUUAACGAUCGGACUUGCUAUUCAAAUCGUGGCCACAACGAAUUUGAUCAAUAUUCAUCAUCACGGAAAUUUGAAUACGUUAUUGAUUUUUCUGUAUGCGUCGACAAGUUUCAUUGCCGGCUACGUUUCGGCCGCAAAGUACAAACAACUGGAUGGAAAAUGGUGGAUCACCAAUGUCAACCUGACUUCCGGACUUUUUGGGGUCCCGAUGAUGGUUGUCUGGAUGCUCAACAAUUCCGUCGCUUGGGCCAAUGAAUCUACCCAGGCCCUCCCCUGGACUACCGUAGUCAUCGUCCUAAUUAUCGCCCUGGCAUUUGGGUAUCCGCUGGCUAUUGCUGGAGCGUUGGCUGGGAGACACAUCUCUUCGAAGUUUUCCCCGCCAUGUCGAACAAGAACGGUGCCACGCCAGAUUCCCGCGGCUCCCGUUUAUUUGCAUGGGAUUGUUACGGCGUUUUUCGGUGGAUUGUUGCCGUUCAGUUCAAUUUUCCUCGAGCUCUACUACAUCUUCUCGACAAUCUGGGGCCGGGAGACGUACACCCUCUUCCAUAUGCUCAGCAUCUCAUUUGGAGUCGUCGUGGCGGUCGUGGCAUGCCUCUCGAUCGCCCUCACCUAUUUUCAACUGAACGUCGAGGACUAUAGGUGGUGGUGGCGCUCGAUAUUUAAUGGAGGCUCCUCGGCCCUAUUCAUAUUUGCCUACGGCGUCUACUUCUUGCGCCACCAGUCGAGCAUGUCGGGCGCCGUUCAACUGACCGAAUUUUUCACCCAUUUAUCGCUACUUUGCUAUAUCGCAUUUCUAUCGCUCGGUACCGUGUCGUAUUUUGCGGCCGAGCGAUUUGUGUUUUACAUUUUUUCGCACGUGAAGACGGAU